CUCCAUUAACGCGGUGGUGACUGUAGUCGCCUCCUGCUCCUGCUGCAUGUCGCCGGUGGCAUGUGGCUGGGAUUAGAACAUUUCACUGUGGAUUAAAAUCUGUUGCGGGGCCUUCAGGGCCACUUGGCUGGAGGAGAGUCGGCGGCGAGCGCUUGGGGCCGAUGGUGUCACUCAGCAGCACCUCCAGGAUGCUGCAGCUGUUCCGGGGGCCCAUCCAGCCGAGCGGCCACCAGAACCGAAAGACUCGCCUUGUUACCAAGGACGGACGCUGCAACAUCGAGUUCGGCAACAUCGAGUCAGGAAACCACUUGGCCUACCUGGUAGACUUCUGGACCACCUUCGUGGAGAUCCGCUGGCGCUUCGUCCUGCUCUUGUUCGUGACUUCGUUCACAGGCAGCUGGUUCCUCUUCAGCCUGCUGUGGUACUGGAUCGCCAGGAGCAACGGCGACCUGACGGGACAGAACCGGACCGUCGGGCACGUUCAGUGUAUUGACAAUGUGAACGGCCUCACAACGGCGUUCCUCUACUCUCUGGAGACUCAGACCACUAUUGGAUACGGAGGCCGGGCUUUGACGGGUCACUGCGCCGGCACCAUCGCACUGAUCAUUGUCCAGUCUCUCAUCGGCGUCUUCAUCAACUGCUUCAUGUGCGGCGUCAUCCUUGCUAAGAUCUCUUUGCCCAAAAGACGGGCUAAGACGGUGAGCUUCAGCCACAUGGCGGUCAUCUGCCUCAAGAGAGGAAGCCUGUGCCUCCUGAUUCGAGUGGCCAACCUCCGGAAGACUCUGCUCAUCGGGAGUCAGAUCUAUGGGAAGCUUCUCCGGACCACGACGGUGGACGGUGAGACCAUCAUCCUGGACCAGGUGGACAUUGAUUUCCUGGUGGAUGCUGGCAAGGACAACUUAUUCUUUGUCUGUCCAUUGACCUUGUACCAUAUCAUCAACAAGUCCAGCCCGUUCUACGAGCUGUCCGCCGACACACUCCCCCUGCAGGACUUUGAGCUGGUGGUCUUUCUGGACGGUACGGCUGAGUCCACCAGCUCCUCCUGUCAAGUCCGGACCUCAUACAUCCCUCAGGAGAUCCAGUGGGGCUACAGUUUCCUUCCCAUCAUCGCCCGCACAAAAACAGGAAAGUAUUCAGUGGAUUUCUCCAACUUUUCCAAAAGUGUCCGGGUUACUACGCCCCACUGCGCCCUCUGCUUCGAGACGGACGUAGAGCACGGCAACCAGGUCAACAACAACAAGCCGCAGAAGCAGGGGAUAGACAACUUGGGGUUUCAGGUGAUCGACAUUCACGACAUCCACGACAUGGACAUCACCAAGAUGUGACAUACAGAGGUGAUGCUUGGUUUGGCAGGUGGCCAUGACAUUGAGGGAUCAAGCUCAGGGUGAACCUUUCAGGUGACCAUGCAGGUUCUCCAAAAGAUCGACUCCUAGAUCUUGAAUUUUAGCUGAGCAGAUCUUUUAAAGUGACAGCUCUGAUGAUUCAGGAUUUUAUUGAAAAUAACUUGAUCAUUGAGCUUUAAAUGUGUUUUCACCAUAGUAUUAACCACCACUAUUAUCUCCACUGUUAUUUGCUCUUAACUCAAACUAAAGUUGAAACUCAAGUAGCUUAAAAGCUAACAUUGCUAACACAGCGACCAGUUUUCAUGAAAUGAUUGACGCACCUCAAACCGACCUGUUACACAGUAACAAAAGUGGUCCAGGAUCAGGUAACUGGACCGAUA
Synchiropus splendidus (mandarinfish) is the source of this 1723-nucleotide messenger RNA. Its product is annotated as ATP-sensitive inward rectifier potassium channel 1-like. The record is from RefSeq and is a predicted model, not a curated record. Gene Ontology annotation, biological process: regulation of monoatomic ion transmembrane transport; potassium ion import across plasma membrane. Lineage: Eukaryota; Metazoa; Chordata; Actinopteri; Syngnathiformes; Callionymidae. Bases 162 to 1325 code for a protein of 387 amino acids. Gene Ontology annotation, cellular component: plasma membrane. Gene Ontology annotation, molecular function: ATP-activated inward rectifier potassium channel activity. The transcript is spliced from 2 exons.